Emericellopsis atlantica is the source of this 1569-nucleotide messenger RNA. RefSeq names its product serine/threonine-protein kinase. Gene Ontology annotation, cellular component: cytoplasm; nucleus; transcription factor TFIIK complex. NCBI's taxonomy places the organism in Eukaryota, Fungi, Ascomycota, Sordariomycetes, Hypocreales, Bionectriaceae. Gene Ontology annotation, biological process: positive regulation of transcription by RNA polymerase II; protein phosphorylation. The transcript has 2 exons. Gene Ontology annotation, molecular function: ATP binding; cyclin-dependent protein serine/threonine kinase activity; RNA polymerase II CTD heptapeptide repeat kinase activity. The coding region runs from base 292 to 1533 and encodes 413 amino acids. The record is from RefSeq and is a predicted model, not a curated record.
ACCCCAACGGCAUCCGUCUCUCCCUACUCCGUACCUCGCCUUAGAUAUCAUAUCGCGUUUUGACUGUUCACUUGACACUGCAAUAGCAUAUCUGAUUCAAACUCGAUCUUAAUUAACCAAUCCAAGAAGCCGGGAACUCUGCUGCCGUCAUCAAUUAAAUUCAGAGCCUGCGGGAAAAUUAAUUUGCUUUUCACUUGGUAGCCGCUGCUCCAACCAACCAAUCAACCACCUGUCGAACCGGUCAAAUCCGUUCCUCAGCAAGCGUUCAUCCACAGGUCACCGCCGCUCACUAUGGCGGUCUCGCCUGUGGUCACAGAGCUGUCGCGACCCGCGACUGAGCUCCGCGCCGCCGCUUCACCUCUGCGAUCUCUCGCUUCAGGUCAAGCCUCUUCAAAUGGCACACCCAAGCCGGUGGGCGCACUCCGAAAGAACAUGGGGGGAAACCCGCCCUCACUUGAUUUGGCCGAGCAAAUGAAUGAGGAUGAGAAGCGAAAAUGGGUCAAAGGCAAGAAGCUCGGUGAAGGUACAUACGCCGUGGUGUUUCUGGGUCAUCUACGCGACGACCCCUCGACCCUGGUCGCCAUCAAAAAGAUGAAAAAGGUGUCCAAGGAUUAUGAAGAGGGCAUGUCGCACGAUGCCAUUCGCGAAGUCAAGCACCUCCAGGAACUGCAGCACGAUAAUAUUAUUGCGCUGCGCUCCGUCUUCUCCUCCAAAGACCAGAACCUCAACCUCGUCCUCGAGUUUCUGCCCCUGGGCGACCUGGAGAUCCUUAUCAAGGGCGAUCAGCAGCGCAAGAUCCCCGGUGUCCGCUACGGCGCUGCCGAUAUCAAGGCGUGGAUGGGCAUGCUCACGCGGGCCGUCUGGUUCUGCCACGAGAACUUUGUGCUGCACCGCGAUAUCAAGCCUAAUAACUUGCUCAUCGCGGCCAACGGCGAGCUCAAGCUUGCCGAUUUCGGUCUCGCGCGUGGCUUCGCCGAUCCGUAUCAAUACAUGACAGCCAAUGUCAUCACACGAUGGUACCGACCACCCGAGCUGCUCUUUGGCGCGAAGCAUUACUCUGGCGCUGUUGACAUCUGGUCUGUGGGCACCAUCUUUGCCGAGAUCGUCCUGCGCAAUGCAUAUCUGCCCGGCGGCACGGAGCUGGAACAGGUCAAACUGAUCUGCGAGGCUAUCGGGACCCCAACAGAGGACAAUUGGCCCGGCGUGACGAAGCUGCGAGACUACGCCGUGCCCUCCACCAACCCAGUCCGUGGGAAAGCCUACUAUGAGAGGACCUUUGAGAUCCUGGGUCCCGAGGGCGCGGAUCUGCUCAUGCGGACGUUGACCCUCAACCCAAACCGUCGUAUCACGGCAAAGGAGAUGCUACAACACUCGUACUGGCUGGCCCAACCACAGCCCACCCGCAAAGAGGACCUGCCGCGCAAGGCGGGAGGAGAGGAGACGAUGGGUGCUGAUCUGAAGCGGAGACCUGGCGUGGUCGAAGAGGACCGUGGCAGUCGAAUUGCUCGAAAAUUAGAUUUUGGUGCCGGAUAGGUAGAUGGGAAAUUAUGACAGACUGUACACUAUCUA